AUGGAGAGUAGAGGUAAAAAACAGGCCUAUUUGGAAAAUAAGCCGCUGGAAAAGACAAAGAAGGAUCCGAAGCGACUGUCGGUGGAGAGGAUCUACCAGAAGAAGACGCAGCUGGAGCACAUUCUGCUCAGGCCAGACACCUACAUAGGCUCUGUAGAGCCUGUCAGCCAACAAAUGUGGGUGUAUGACGAGGGCGUAGGACUGAACUGCCGCGACGUGACGUUUGUUCCCGGGCUCUACAAGAUUUUUGAUGAGAUACUCGUAAAUGCAGCCGACAAUAAGCAAAGGGACAAGAGCAUGUCCUGCAUCCGAGUCAACAUCGACGUGGAGAACAACACCAUCAGUGUGUGGAAUAACGGGAAGGGGAUCCCUGUGGUGGAGCACAAGGUGGAGAAGGUCUACGUGCCUGCGCUCAUCUUCGGGCAGCUCCUCACGUCCAGUAACUAUGACGACGACGAGAAGAAGGUCACGGGUGGCCGUAACGGAUACGGCGCCAAACUUUGCAAUAUCUUCAGUACAAAGUUCACCGUGGAGACUGCUUGUAAGGAGUCCAAGAAGGUUUUCAAGCAGACCUGGUACGACAACAUGGGCAGAGUGGGAGACGCCAGCAUCAAACCUUUUGAAGGAGAGGAGUACACUUGCAUCACCUUCAGGCCGGACCUGGCCAAGUUUAAGAUGAGCAUCCUGGACAAAGACACGGUGGCUCUGAUGACCAGGAGAGCGUACGACAUCGCUGGCUCCUCCAAGGGAGUCAAAGUGUUCUUCAACAGCAAGAGGCUGCCUGUGUCAGGUUUUCGCAGCUACGUGGACAUGUAUGUGAAGGACAAGGUGGACGAGCUGGGCAGUCCCCUCUCUGUGGUCCAUGAGGUGGUCAAUGAGCGCUGGGAGGUCUGUCUCACCAUGAGCGAGAAAGGCUUCCAGCAAGUCAGCUUUGUCAACAGCAUUGCCACCACAAAGGGAGGCAGACACAUAGACUAUGUGGCUGACCAGGUGGUUGGAAAGCUCAUCGAAGUGGUGAAGAAGAAGAACAAAGCCGGCGUGACUGUCAAGCCUUUCCAGGUGAAAAACCACAUGUGGCUGUUUGUCAACUGCCUGAUCGAAAACCCCACUUUUGACUCUCAGACGAAAGAGAAUAUGACCCUACAGCAGAAGAAGUUUGGCUCCACUUGUCCACUGGGUGACAAGUUCAUAAAACAGGCCACAGGAUGUGGGAUCGUGGAAAGCAUCAUGAACUGGGUGAAGUUCAAAGCUCAGUCUCAGCUCAACAAGAAAUGCUCAGCGGUGAAGCACACCAAGAUCAAAGGAGUCCCGAAACUGGACGACGCCAACGAUGCAGGUGGGAAAAACUCCAUUGGCUGCACGCUGAUCCUUACUGAGGGAGACUCAGCCAAGACGCUGGCUGUGUCUGGGCUGGGAGUGGUGGGACGGGACCGCUUCGGUGUGUUCCCCCUCAGGGGAAAGAUGCUCAACGUCCGGGAGGCUUCUCACAAACAGAUUAUGGAAAAUGCUGAAAUCAACAAUAUCAUCAAGAUCCUCGGUCUUCAGUACAAGAAAAACUACAGUGACCCAGAAUCCCUGAAGACGCUGCGUUACGGGAAGAUCAUGAUCAUGACAGAUCAGGACCAAGAUGGAUCCCACAUUAAGGGCUUGUUGAUCAACUUCAUCCAUCACAACUGGCCGUCGCUGCUUCACCACAACUUUCUAGAAGAGUUCAUCACACCCAUCAUCAAGGUAUCUUUCAAGAAAAGCCAGCUGUCCUUCUACAGCAUCCCUGAAUUCAACGCAUGGAAGGAGAGCCAGCCUAACCACAGAUCCUGGAAAAUCAAAUACUACAAAGGUUUGGGAACCAGCACAUCACAGGAAGCCAAGGAGUACUUCUUGGAUAUGCAGAGACAUCGUAUCCCCUUUAAGUACUCUGGCCCUGCAGAUGAUGAAGCUAUCACCCUUGCCUUUAGCAAGAAGAAGGUGGAUGAGAGGAAAGAAUGGCUCACCAACUUCAUGAACAACAGGCGCCAGCGCAGGGAGCACAACCUUCCAGAGGACUACCUGUAUGGUCAGUCAACAAAGUCCUUGUCCUAUAAUGACUUCGUCAACAAGGAGCUCGUUCUUUUCUCCAACUCUGACAAUGAGAGGUCCAUUCCUUGCUUGGUGGAUGGGUUGAAACCAGGACAGAGGAAGGUGCUGUACUGCUGCUUUAAGAGGAACGAUAAGCGGGAGGUGAAGGUGGCCCAGCUGGCCGGCUCAGUGGCUGAGAUGUCAGCCUACCACCAUGGGGAGGUAUCUCUGAUGAUGACCAUUGUCGGUUUAGCCCAGAACUUUGUGGGAAGCAACAACAUGAACCUGCUGCAGCCUCUGGGACAGUUUGGAACUAGGCUGCACGGCGGCAAGGACUCAGCCAGCCCUCGAUACAUCUUCACCAUGCUCAGCCCCUUGGCUCGCCUCGUUUUCCCAGCAGUGGACGACAACCUGCUCAAGUACAACUACGACGAUAAUCAGCGCGUUGAGCCCGAGUGGUACAUUCCCAUCAUCCCCACCGUGCUGAUUAAUGGUUCUGAAGGUAUCGGGACCGGCUGGGCCAGCAAGAUCCCCAACUACGACAUCCGGGAGAUCAUCAGCAACAUCCACCGGAUGCUCAACGGCCAGGAACCGUUGCCCAUGCUUCCAAACUACAAGAACUUCAGAGGCACGAUCGAGCAGGUGAUGGAUAACCAGUACAUGAACAGUGGAGAGGUGGCCAUCAUUGAUUCCACCACCAUUGAGAUCUCUGAGUUGCCUGUCAAAACCUGGACCCAGGCCUACAAGGAGAACGUUCUGGAGCCGAUGUUGAACGGAACAGAGAAGGUUCCUCCUCUGAUCACCAACUAUAAGGACUAUCACACCGACACCACGGUCCGCUUCGUCAUCAAGAUGUCUGAGGAGAAGCUGAGGGAGGCGGAGGCUGCCGGCCUCCACAAAGUCUUCAAGCUGCAGAGCCCGCUCACCUGCAACUCCAUGGUUCUGUUUGACCAUGUGGGCAGCUUGAAGAAGUACGAGUCUGUUCAGGAUAUCCUCAAAGACUUUUUUGAGUUGAGGAUGAAAUACUAUGUCUUGAGGAAGGACUGGUUGGCCGGGAUGCUCGGAGCAGAAAGCGCCAAACUGUCAAACCAGGCCCGUUUCAUCCUGGAGAAAAUUCAGGGCACCUUGGUCAUUGAAAACAAGCCUAAAAAGGAGCUGAUUCGCAUGCUUCAGAAAAUGGGCUACGACUCGGACCCAGUUAAAGCUUGGAAACAGGCUCAGGAAAAGAAUGAGGAGUUGGAGGACGAAGAGGAGGAAGGAGCAGAAAAAGAGGAUGACAGUGGACCAGACUACAACUACCUGCUGAGCAUGCCCAUGUGGUUCCUCACCAAGGAGAAGAAGGAGGAGCUGUGCCGACAGAGGGAUGCUAAGAUGACUGAGCUGAACACCCUGAAGAAAAAGAGCCCAGAAGACCUGUGGAGGGAGGACCUGGCUGCGUUCUCAGAGGAGCUGGAGCGCAUUGAGGCCAAAGAGAAGGAGAGCGACGGCAUCCCAGUGAAGGGGGCCGGCAAAGGCAAAGCUGUGAAGGUGAAGAAGGAGACGCUGCCCACACCGCAGGGCCGGCGGGUCGUUCCCCGCAUCACCAGCACGAUGAAGGCUGAGGCCAACAGGAAGGCUGACCUGAAGAAAGGAGAGGGCAGGAGAGGCAGGAAAGUCAAGACUGAAGAUGUGGUAAUGCAGAUGGAAUUUGAUGAGGAGGUGGAGAACGUGGAGCCAGAGGAAAUGGGCUUGGCGUCACGGCUGGCCAAGAAAGCCAAACCAGAGCCCAAACAGAGAGCCACAUCAAAGGAUGUUAAGCAGACCACUCUUCAGUUCAAGCCCGUCGCCAAGAAGUCAAAGAAGAAUCCGUGGUCGGAUGAUGAGUCUGAAGGCUCGUCAGGAAGUGACAUGGAGGCAGAGGAAGCGGCGGCCCCCAGGGAGCGCAUAGAACGCAAAACUAAAGCCCCGGUGAAGUACAGCCUGUCGGACAGCGAAGAUGAAUUUGAUGACUGGGGAAAGAAGAGUUCUCCAAAGAGGAAGUCUGUUAUCAGUGAUGAGGAUUCGAGCUUCGCCCUGGGGCCCAGCACCGCGUCGGACAGCGACGUCGACUCCCCGCUGCCCCCUCCCAAAGCUCCAGAGCCAGCGAAGAAGACGGUAAAGAGCAAAACGACGGUUAAAAAGACAGAAACCAAGUCAUCUGUUUCCUCUGAUGAUGCGGCUCCAGCAUCCAAACCUCCAGCUCAACGGAAACCCAAAGAGACGGCAGCCAAAAAAGCUCCAGCCAAGAAACCCACUGCCUCCAAGAAGAAGGCAUCAGAUGAAAAGCAGCCUUCUAUUCUAGAUGCUCUCUCCAAACCCAAAGUUUCCUCCAAAACUGCUCCCAAAAAGAUUCCCACGUUUGGCUCCAGCGACUCGGAGGAUGAAGGGACCGUUCCAGCAAAAAAGCAAAGCAAAGCCGCUGUGAAGCGGAAGCAGGUGAUCAGCGACGAGUCGGACAGCAGCUCAGACGACCUCAUGUCGCGUCUCAAGGCUAAACCUCAGGCUGCCGUGAAGAAAUCAAAGAAGUGGAUGGAAGAUGACAUGUUCCAGUUUUCAGACCAAGAAGAGGCUGCUCUUGUUGCCGUGGCACCUCGGGAUAAACCCUCACGUGCUCGGAAACCCGUCACCUACAACAUGGACUCAGACUCUGAUGAAGACUUUUAAACGUUUUUAAGAUUUAUUUUGAUAUAACGCACGGCUUAGGUAAAUAUUUCAUGCUUUUGCGCACUGCUUGAGAAACUCAGAUCUCACCUCUAAGUGACUGUAGUUUAUAGAGUUAAAAGUUCUUCUAGAUGUUUUUUUUCUGCAGAAUUUCUAGUUUUGAAGUUACUAAAAUUGUUCGACUCUUUUCCAAUUUGUGCUGUUAUGUCUUGUAAAUAUUUCAGUGGUUACUCAUAAUUGUUGUAAAAUAAAAAAAGUUUGUACUGAGUUUUGAAA
Messenger RNA from Poecilia latipinna (sailfin molly), 5010 nucleotides. RefSeq names its product DNA topoisomerase II alpha (gene top2a). Gene Ontology annotation, molecular function: DNA topoisomerase type II (double strand cut, ATP-hydrolyzing) activity; DNA binding; ATP binding. The coding region runs from base 1 to 4737 and encodes 1578 amino acids. Lineage: Eukaryota; Metazoa; Chordata; Actinopteri; Cyprinodontiformes; Poeciliidae. Gene Ontology annotation, biological process: DNA topological change; sister chromatid segregation; resolution of meiotic recombination intermediates. Gene Ontology annotation, cellular component: nucleus. The transcript has 35 exons. The record is from RefSeq and is a predicted model, not a curated record.